AUGAAGAAACUGAGACUUCUCAAUCUUGCUAAUGUGAACCUCUCUAAUGAUCUUGAAUAUCUCUCCGAUAAUUUACGAAGUCUUGAAUGGGAUGGGUAUCCUUCAAAAUAUUUCCCGUUACAUUUCAACCCAGAGAACCUACUAGAACUUAACAUGUGCCAUAGUCACAUUGAAUCUUUUUGGACGGGUGUUAAGCUUUUAUACAAUUUGAAAAUCAUUAAGCUCAGCCACUCUUUGAAUCUUGUCAACACCCCAGACUUUAGAGGCCUUCCAAAUCUUGAGUAUCUGAUUCUGGAAGGUUGUAUACGGUUGUAUAAGGUUGACCCAUCCCUUGGAAUGCUUGAAAGAAUUACUCAGAUAAACCUGAAGGAUUGCAAAAGUCUUGUGCAUCUUCCAAGAAGUGUGUAUGGCUUAAAAUCUGUCAAAGUUCUUAAUCUUUCUGGCUGCUCAAAGCUCGACAAGUUGCCCAAUGAGUUGGGCAAUGCAGAGUGUUUGGAGGAGAUUGAUGUGAGUGGAACUGCCGUAAGACAACUGCCUUCCUCCAUUGUUCAGUUGAAAAGCCUCACAGUAUUAAACUUUCGUGGAUGUAAAGGAUCAUCACCUAAAUUUUGGAAUUUGCUUUCCCUUUUUCAGCUAUUUCUCUCCCUUUUUCAGCGAUUUCUAAUAAGAAGUCGCGUUCCCACGCCUUUGUUGCUGCCUUCUCUAUCCGGUUUGGUUUCCUUAAAAAAACUUACUCUAAGUGAUUGCAAUCUCUUGGAAGUCCCUAAUGACCUUAGCUGCUUGUCCUCAUUAACGUACCUAGAUCUUAGUAGAAACCAGUUUGUUAGCCUACCCAACGGCAUCUCUCUACUUUCUAGACUUCAAUUUCUUAACUUGGAGUAUUGUGAGAGGCUUCAAGAAUUGCCAGAGGUUCCACAAAGAGUAAUAGCAGUUGUUAAUAACUGUAUUUCAUUAGAAAGAAUUGCCGGAGGUUCCACAGAAAAGUUCCAGUGGCUACGGUCGAGACAAUGUAUCAACUGCUUCAAAUUUGCGGAGACGCACGAUUUCAGGAGUUUGGAAGUCCCUAUUACUCAAUUUGUUGUUCCUGGAAAUGAAAUUCCCGAGUGGUUCAGUCAUAAAUCUGCUGAAUAUAUAUACCAGAAAGAGUGGUUCAAUCCUCAAAGUGUGGAGUAUCCAUUAAGUGUAGAGCUACGUCCAGGUUGGUUUACUGAAAAAUGGAUGGGAUUCACGGUGUGCCUUGCUUUUGCAAUCCAGGAACGAUCACCUCAUUGCGACCCUCCUCUUGAGUAUCGUAGUUUUGAUUACAAUUAUACACAUAUUAUUACUUGCAAAGUGGACAUCAAUGGAAAGGAGAUGACGGCACGUAGGUGUCCAUUUGUGGUCCUUAAUGCAGAGUCGGGGCAAGCUGUGUCUGAUCACCUUUGGGUAGUCUUUUUUCCUCGUCACUUUCCUCAGUUGUGGAAGGGUAUCAGCGAUCAGAUUGAAUUGCCUUCUGGCACAGAGUGGUGGCAAGGUAUAUUUGGUCAGGCUACAUUUUCAAUUUCGGCCAGAGUUGGCCAUGGAGUAAUAGUGAAGCAGUCUGCGGCUCGUCUGGUGUAUGAGGGAGAUUUGGAAGAGCUUGACCCAAGAUUUAGGCGCGGGACUCGCAGCAAUGUCAGCAUUUCUGAGGUGGAUUCAAAAUUCCCCUCUUACACAAACAAGUAG
Prunus armeniaca (apricot) is the source of this 1704-nucleotide messenger RNA. Lineage: Eukaryota; Viridiplantae; Streptophyta; Magnoliopsida; Rosales; Rosaceae. The record is from the annotation of a GenBank genome assembly.